AUCAAGCCAUCGAAUUCACCACCCCAUUUGCCAAAGACCUAAGCAAAUACUAAAGUCAUUUUUAUUGUGAUCAAGCCAUCGAAUUCACCACCCCAUUUGGCCGUCCAAAGAUUUCCCAAAUAUAGAUUGCUCUGUUUCUUGAAAUCCAACCAAAGAAACUGAGUUGAUCCGGGUCAACUCGUUCUUUAAUGGCGCCUGUUUUGUUCACUUUUUCUCUCAUUGAAAACACAUCUUUUGGAUUCUUGCAUACUUUGUUUUGAUUCUUUAAGGCAUAUCUGUAAUUUUAUUGAAAAGGGUCUUCUUUUGUUUUAUUUAAUUUGAGUUCUUGAGGAAAUACAAGGCAAUUUAUUAGGGAAGAUGAGUGUUGAGAAGUCUCAGGUUUGGCAACCUUGUAAAAAGAAGAGAGUUUGAUUUUUGGGUUUGUUCGAUUUUGCCAUAUAUAUAUAGAUACAGAACAAAUAAAAUAAUGGAUGGUAUUUGUAUUAGUUUUUCUUGAGGAAUUAUUGGUGGGUUUUAAAGAUUCAUAUUGGAGAUAAAUUCUGGGGGGUUUAGAGAUAGGGUGAAAAGGAUUGAAUCUUGGACAGAAAUUGUUAUUGGGUUUUAGAGAUUCAGCAAUAAGGGUUGAAUCUUGGAGACAAACAAUGGAUGGUAUCUGUAUUUUCUGAAUAUAUUUAUAUAUUUAGGCAGAGAAAGAGAAGUUACCGAGACAUAGGUGUAGCUAGAGGGAUAUAAAUAUGGCAUCAAAAUCUUCAAACCAUAGUGCUAAUGGAGGUAGUGGGAGGACAAAAGUUGGGAGAUAUGAACUGGGAAGGACAUUAGGGGAGGGAUCAUUUGCGAAAGUCAAAUUUGCAAGGAAUCCAGAGACCGGGGAGAAUGUGGCAAUUAAGAUUCUUGAUAAAGAGAAAGUUCUCAUGCAUAAGAUGAUUGGUCAGAUUAAGCGUGAAAUUUCCACUAUGAAAUUAAUCAGACACCCAAAUGUUAUCCGCAUGUACGAGGUUAUGGCAAGCAAGACAAAGAUAUACAUUGUACUGGAGUUUGUUACUGGUGGUGAACUCUUUGACAAAAUUGCUUCCAAGGGUAGGCUAAAAGAAGAUGAAGCGAGGAAGUACUUCCAGCAGCUCAUUAAUGCGGUUGACUAUUGUCAUAGUCGGGGGGUUUUCCACAGAGAUCUUAAGCCAGAAAAUUUACUGCUGGAUGCAAAUGGUGUUCUCAAGGUUUCGGAUUUUGGUUUAAGUGCACUGCCUCAACAACUUCGCGAAGAUGGAUUGCUUCACACAACCUGUGGAACCCCUAACUACGUGGCUCCUGAGGUGAUCAAUAAUAAAGGUUAUGAUGGAGCCAAGGCAGAUCUGUGGUCAUGCGGUGUAAUUCUCUAUGUACUUAUGGCCGGUUAUUUGCCUUUUGAAGAAUCCAACCUCAUGGCGUUAUACAAAAAGAUAUUUAAAGCGGAUUUCUCAUGUCCUCCCUGGUUUUCCACAAGUGCAAAGAAAUUAAUCAAGAGAAUUUUGGACCCAAGUCCAACAACACGGAUAACUAUUCAAGAGGUUAUCGAGAAUGAGUGGUUUAAAAAAGGAUACCAGCAACCUAGAUUUGUGCAAGAAGAUGUUAGUCUUGCUGAUGUAGAUGCAAUCUUCAAUGAAACAGGGGAAUCUCUAAUUGUGGAGAGGCGGGAGGAAAGGCCUGCAGCACCUGUUCCUAUGAAUGCAUUUGAGCUCAUUUCUAAAUCUCAGGGCCUCAAUCUCAGUUCUCUUUUUGAAAAACAGAUGGGUCUCGUCAAACGAGAAACAAGGUUUACAUCCAAACAUCCUGCCAGUGAGAUAAUCUCAAAAAUUGAGGAAACUGCUACGCCCUUGGGUUUUGAUAUAAAGAAAAAUAACUACAAGUUGAAGCUGCAAGGGGAGAAAAGUGGGCGCAAGGGUCAUCUAUCUGUAGCCACUGAAAUAUUUGAGGUGGCGCCCUCACUUUACAUGGUUGAGGUUAGAAAGGCUGGAGGGGAUACUUUGGAAUUUCACAAGUUCUAUAAAAACCUCUCAGUUGGGUUGAAGGAUAUUGUUUGGAGAAAUGGAGAGGAAGCAAAAGAAUUGACUCAAGGUGUUUCCCCAACAUGAUUAUUGUGUUAAAAAAUUGUGAACAGAGGGUGAUUUUAAUUGUUCAAGUGCUUGAAGCUACAGGUUACAAACGAGUUUAUAACCCUUGUCAGUUCAAAUGCUUCCUUUUAAUAUAAAUCCACUGUAACAUAGUAGGAUGCUUGAAUGAAAAUUGCUGGUGUUGAAUAACUGGGAUGACCAAAAAGGUGUAAUUUGUGUUGGGCCGGGAUUCACAGAAACACAGUUGGAAAAUUUUAAAGUGUUGCAACUAGUUUUAGAUUGAUAGUUUCAAGUAUUUGUGUUUGCUGAGGAUUUUAUGCGACUUUUGGAUCAUUCAAUUAUGAUUUAAUUGUCGUUUGCUUUCCUAAAAUGGCACUGUGUCUCGGGUAAUGGUUAAUUUGAUCAUCAUCUAUGUUAAGGCACAUGAACUUCCCAUGUAUCCUGUCUAGUUUGCAAGAUGUAUAAAUUGUCCCUGGAUAUGUUUGAAGGCUUUAAUGCUUGAAGAGAAUAAACUAGGCCUGGGCCUAUGGAUCA
Messenger RNA from Daucus carota subsp. sativus, 2621 nucleotides. Its product is annotated as CBL-interacting serine/threonine-protein kinase 23. Gene Ontology annotation, molecular function: ATP binding; protein serine/threonine kinase activity. Gene Ontology annotation, biological process: signal transduction; protein phosphorylation. The record is from RefSeq and is a predicted model, not a curated record. The transcript has 15 exons. The coding region runs from base 735 to 2108 and encodes 457 amino acids. NCBI's taxonomy places the organism in Eukaryota, Viridiplantae, Streptophyta, Magnoliopsida, Apiales, Apiaceae.